This is a messenger RNA of Anopheles cruzii, 736 nucleotides long. It is a transcript of the gene Bka, whose product is annotated as rRNA-processing protein FCF1 homolog. The transcript has 2 exons. The record is from RefSeq and is a predicted model, not a curated record. Lineage: Eukaryota; Metazoa; Arthropoda; Insecta; Diptera; Culicidae. Gene Ontology annotation, cellular component: nucleolus; small-subunit processome. The coding region runs from base 67 to 681 and encodes 204 amino acids.
CGCACAUGUUUGUAUCCUUUGAUUCAGGAGCAACAAUAUUUCGUUCUUUCUUUAAUCUAUUUCGCGAUGGCUAAAAAGAAUCAGGUGAAAAAGUUGCAGAAGCAGCGUUUGUCGGCGCUGAAACGCAUGAUCAAACCCACCGACAGCCGGCUCAAACCGGAGCAUCGGGCCAAAGCGAACACGAAAAAGAAAUCUUCCAACGAUGAACUGAAGCCGAUGGAAAGACCACAGGUUAGCUCGGCAAUGUUCUUCCAGUACAACACGCAGUUGGGGCCACCGUACCACAUUCUGGUGGAUACGAAUUUCGUCAACUUUAGCAUUAAAAAUAAGCUCGAUAUCAUCAAAACCAUGAUGGACUGUCUGUACGCCAAGUGUAUACCGUACGUCACGGAUUGUGUGCAGGCCGAGUUGGAGAAGCUGGGGCCAAAGUACAAGCUGGCACUGCGUAUCAUCAAGGAUCCACGGUUCGAGCGUUUGCACUGCAUGCACCGCGGUACAUAUGCGGACGACUGUCUCGUGCAGCGUGUCACACAGCACAAAUGCUACAUCGUGGCCACGAACGAUAAGGAUCUGAAACGGCGCAUCCGCAAAAUUCCCGGUGUCCCGAUCAUGAACGUUGCCAUCAACCGCUACGUCAUUGAGCGGAUGCCGGACGCCUUCGAGCCGCUCACUAAGAAAUGAUUGCGCCUUAUGUUUACUGGUUAUUGGUUUAUUAAGCGAAAAUACAAACAUUACA